AUGGAAGCCCCGCCCUCAGGUGAUGGCCCAGGGCGGCGAUGGCAGGGUGAAGGCGAGGUCGUGAGCCGGCCAGCCCCCCCACCCCCGCCAGCCGGCUCCCCCUCCCAUCCUAAGGGCCCUCAUCCUCGAGGGCGCGACUUGUCUGCGGAAUCUGCCGCGGCCUCCCGCCUGCUGCAGAGCCGACUCCCCUUUCCCUCGGACGCGCCCCCCGACGCCGCCACCAUUGAGUCCCCGUCGCAGGAAACGGCGGGGUUGGGUCCCCUCGCCGAGCCCAAGAAGAAGACCAAAUGGCAGGACACCCUCCGCUUCUACCUCACGGCGAUCUUCACCCUCAUCGCCUGCAUCAGCUCCUUCGCCUUCCUGUUCCUCGUGCCCUUCGUGAUCGACCCUGCCUUCUCCACCAUCUUCGCCGACUUCGACCCUGAGCCCGUGGUGUGCGUGACCAAGGAGUCGGAGUUCUUCUUCGGGCUCAGCAACUGCUCGUGGUCGUCGUGCCGCGAGGGCUGCACCAGGGACAUCUUCCAGUGCUCCCACAUCUUCGUCAACUACAAGAAGGACACGAAGGGCGAGUUCAAGAAUGUCAACUUCACCGACGUCGACCUCCUGGACGACAUCAAGUGGGACAUGGAGGACGCGCGCCUCUUCCCCAACGUGAAGGGCUGCGGCUACCCUCCCAGCGUCAACUGCACCACCUUCAACAUGAGCUACAGCACCCCGGGCAGGACGUACCCGUGCUACUACUCGAAGGAGCAGCCCACCACGGUCCUCACGUCCCUGGACAUCGAGGGCAUCACCACCGACCUCAUCUACGCCAUCGUGAUCCCGUGGGGCGCCUUCCUCGUGUCCAUCCUGUACCUCCUCAUCACCUACGUGGGCAUGAAGAAGCCGGACUCGGACGGCGACGCCCCUCAGGAGGUCACGUCGGCCAAGGCGUCCAAGGAGGCGUCCAACUACUCCCUCAGGUCCAUCGGGAAGACCAUCAACCACGGCAUGAACAAACUCAUGGGCGAGCCGGACGACAAAGGCGGGCAUGGAGGUAGCGGACGAGGCGGCGGCGGCGGCGGAGGCCUGAAGCAGCGCACCCUCACCUCGCCCUCCAUGCUGGGGUCCAACUUACUACUCGUGCCCGCGUCGCUGCCCCAAGUCCACCCGACGCGGCGCUCGACCCUCCCGCCGCUGGAGAGGACACCGCCGCUUCCCCGGCCCGCAAGUCAUCAUCGAGAACCUGGCGAGACUUCAUUCCAAGAGGUAGAGUGCGCAGAGAGACCGUGAGACAGAGAGAGAGAGGACGAGACGUUCCUGUGGAGGACGAGACCACAGCAAGGGAGAGAGAAAGAGAGAGAGAGGAAGAUAGAGGAAGAGAGAAGGAGAGACAACUCCGGAGGAUUCGGCGACCUGAGGACUUCAAGACGUGAAGCUGCUGUUUAGUUUAUGAUUGGAUAGAUUUACUCGGAAUGUGUUUUGUGAAUACUUUGUUGCGAGUGUGAAUAUUAAUGAGAAAAUUAUUUUUUGUUGUUGUUGUUGUUUAUUAUUGUAUGUGUUCUUUUUAUUUCCUUUUUCUUUUUACCUUUCUUUUCCUUUACUCUUUUCUCUCUCUCAGAUCUCUUCGUCCAUUCGCAUUCUGUAUAUAUUCUUUCCAUGUACAUUCUUCAUAAACGUUUUUUUUCCUUAUUUUUUUCCUUUUGUCAUCUGGAAUUCCAAAAUGACAAAAGCUAAUCAGUAUUGACGGAAACUUCCUCGCGUUCGUCUUCGAACUUCCUGCAUUUUUUAAGUGAAUUUCAAACACAGUCCAUAAACGUCGGGGUUAAUAUGCAUCACGUGCAAUAACCUACGACAAAGAAUAUUUAUCCCUUAGCUAUAAAAGCAACACGAAAUUCAGGACGUUUUCAAAGCGGCGACUUCCCUCUCCGACCGGUAAAGGUUUUGGGCGACGGCGAGACCCCCUAUAGGCCAAUGGCACUCUAGCCUGGCUUGAAACUCUGCCAGUGUUCGGUAAUUUUCUAAAUAAAGUAGAGGAUUUCUCAUCACAUCACACUUAGAUUAUUCAUGUUAGUCAUCGAUGUCUCAUACGAAAGAUUUUUGACCAAAGGAAAAAAUUGAAGAAACGAAGAAUAAGAAAGAAAAGAAAGGAAAAAAAAAGACUCGUUUGCUCAUCCAUUUUGAUAUAACCUAUAAAGUGCUGAACAUACUUGUCCGCGUGAGACUGUGGUAGGGAUCAUGUAUGUAAAAAAAAGAAACGAGGUGAAUUAUCUUGUAUUUAUAAAUCGUACGCAAAUUAUCAGUUAAGCGAAAUAUAAACAAUUUGAUGUUGAUUGAGAGGAAGAAAAUUCGUUAAAAAAAAAGAAGAGAAUUAUCAUCAUUAUCCCUUCCCAGGCCACGAAGGCGUAUGUCAGAAAAAUGUCAGACAUUAUAUUUUCAUGUGUAUAGCGACUUGCCCCCCCCCCCCUCUUUUUUCUGGUGCUAAAUGGCGCAAGCGGACUAGAAGUUCCAAUAGAAGUUUCUUUAGGAAUAAGACGAUAUAGAAAAAAAACUAAGGUUCGCACAAGAAAUAAUCGCGCAGUGAUCGAAGGAGAACAUUCUGUGAUGUCAUUGAUAACCAAUUCUUCACUCCGGAACUGUGGGAUUACUGAAUUAGUAUUAGCGUUGCACAAAUCUUACGAGAUCCUAUUUAGAAAUAGACAAAAACAUGUGUUUCCUUGACACUCAUGAGUUAUCUAGUUUUAUGGUUCACGGUCUCCCCCCCGCAGCAACGACUUAAACACUUAAUAUGUCUUUUGUUUCGAGUUUUUUUUUGGGAUACAGCUGUAACUUCAGGAUUUGCUAGAUCGUUACAAAUCAGAUGAAAAAAAAGGCAGUUCAAGCUACUGAUGAAAUACUUCAGGCUAUCAGAUACAGAUGUUACUAAAAAAAAAAAAAAGACGUCACCAUUAAUCUUUUGUGAUUUGACACGUGUUUUUGAAGUGACGUUGAGGAACCAUCGAGGUAGUUCAGAUAGGCUGAUAACGACCAAGAUCAAUAAUACGAGCAAAUCCCUCUUGAUAUUUCGUUUUCGUUAGACCCAACCCCUAAAGCGGUCUUUUAUUGACUGACAUCACUCGCAGCACAAGUGUUAAAUAAAAGUCGCAGUUUACAGUGGUUAGUAGCAACCUAUUUUUGUGUACAAUUGCUAACACAGCAAAGGAAGAUGUUAUGUUUAUGAAUACUUUUCAGUAUGGAAAUAUGCAUAGGUGUGCAUAUAUGUGUGUAAUGUAUGUACGUAUAUACCUAUACCCUAUGUGUAUAUAUACACAAGCAUAUGCAUGUAUAUGUUCAGCAGUGGUUAAUUUACAGGCUGUGACCUGAAUGUUGUACAAUGUUACUUAAUGCUAAGUUUUCACAUUAUGU
Messenger RNA from Penaeus indicus, 3384 nucleotides. RefSeq lists its product as uncharacterized. Gene Ontology annotation, cellular component: plasma membrane. Gene Ontology annotation, molecular function: sodium channel regulator activity. The transcript is spliced from 4 exons. Gene Ontology annotation, biological process: regulation of sodium ion transport. NCBI's taxonomy places the organism in Eukaryota, Metazoa, Arthropoda, Malacostraca, Decapoda, Penaeidae. The coding region runs from base 1 to 1272 and encodes 423 amino acids. The record is from RefSeq and is a predicted model, not a curated record.